CGUUUCUGGCCACAAGAACACGUUCGAUGAUGAGUACUACAAGCAUCAUCCCAUUCAGCAUUCGUGCAGUUGAUAUCGACGGAAGUCAACUGCCCCUUCCUUUCGGUAACAAAAAGGUUGAGUGUGUGGAAAAGAAUGGACUCUUGCUUGAUGAUUUUGCAUCUACACAGUCCACUGAUUUCGUGAGUUGACGGGUUGCCUAUCGUGUUUAGACCGUCAAGUUGUCACCUCGCGUCAAGUGUUCGCAUGGAAGUCCACUGUAUUAUCACGAACAAGCCAAUUUCUACUGUCACGGCUCGAUGAAUCGUUCUGAACAACUUGUGAUCGUUCGUCACGGCUAUGGUAGAAUCUCAAGACUCUGGCACCAACUUCAAAACUUGAAGAAAAAGUCUGCGCUCAGUUAAAACUAACCCAUAAUGAAAUUGCCAUCCCAAUGUUCGAUAGCUCUUCCUGUCGAUUUGACACAGCACUCUGCCCACUGAGACCAAAUUCGAAUCCACAGAUUCACCCCAGAACCGUCCAUACAGUGUCGACGAAGUAACCGGUUGCUAACAAGGUCGCGAGCUCCUGUCCUGACUUGUAGUGAACGAGAGGUGUCUCGAUUGCGAGCCUACAAGCAUUGUUUAUCGAGUUGGGUUUUACAGCAUUCUGAAUAAAUUUACAGCUUUGAUUCCCAAGUAGGAAACUGACACCAUGACGACUGAAGUCUUUCAUGGCUGCCUACUAUGAUCGAAACAUAAUGAUGAUAUUGCAGCAAUGAAUGUUUCUGUCUCUGCUCGAGGAUGAAAUUUCUCAGAAUUUAGAAACUCAAGAAUCAACUUACUUGGAUGAAGCUUUUACCUUGAUUUGAGUAUAGGUCUCUUGUGACUCAGUUGGUUAUAAGCAUGCAAUGCUAACCCUUCCCAUGCAAACUAGAUAGGCUGGAGUAUGUAAUUCGUGCAUGCGCAAUAUUUUCUUGGAGCUGACUGCCUGCUUCAUAACAGGGAUCAUUAAUAGAUGCUCUUUAGGGUCAUCAAUGAUUGAUUGAGCUUGCAGAGUUGGAAAGACCUCCAAGGCAGCUACUGUAAGCAGAGAUGAUGGGAAGAACAGUUGCUGUAACUGGAGCAAAUGGAUUUCUGGCUUCAUGGAUCGUUAAGCUUUUAUUAGAACGUGGAUACAAUGUGAGAGGAACGGUAAGAAAUCCAGAUAAUCUGGACAAAGUUAGGCAUUUGCUGGAGUUGCCAGGAGCAAAAGAAAGACUUGUUCUUUACAAGGCAAAUUUGUUGGAAGAAGGAUCCUUCCAUGCCAUUUUUGACGGGGUUGAGGGUGUCUUCCACGUUGCAUCACCAGUUCCAGCGACCAUGCCGGAUGAUUUAGAGAACAACCUUCUGAGGCCUGCAUUGCAGGGGACCUUAACGGUUCUCGAGGCUGCUAAAAGUUACAAGAGUGUUAAGCGAGUUGUUGUCACAUCCUCCACUGCUGCCAUGUUUGAAUCUGAAGCUUGCAGGGAAAAUGGCAACGCAGUGAUAGAUGAAACCUGGUGGAGUGAUGAGGAAUAUUGCAGAAGCCCUCAGAGUUCUCUGGGGUUGUAUUCCCUUUCGAAAACAUUAGCAGAAAAAGCUGCGUGGAAUUUCGCGAAAGAGAAAGGCUUGGACGUAGUGGUCAUGAAUCCGGGGGUUAUGGUUGGUCCCAUUUUGCAAGGUUCAGUAAAUGCCAGCACGUGGAUUGUCAUGAACUAUCUGAACGGUUCACUAAAGAAAAUCCCGAAUCGAGUCUUUGGAUUCCUUCAUGUGAAGGACGCGGCAUUGGCACAUAUUAUUGGUUUUGAAGAUCCAUCAGCCGAAGGGCGUUACCCGCUGGUUGAGAGGACGAUACAUGCAAAGGAACUUGCAGAAAUAUUAAGAAUCAUAUGCCCAAAUUGCCCCGUUCCCGAAAAGUGUGAAGAUAAUGGACCACCUCGUGAGGAAAACUAUUGCUCGGACAAAAUAAAGAAACUCGGUGUGGUGUUGACCUCUUCUGUGGAAGCAUUGAGGGAGUGUGUGGAAUCAAUUAAAGCUAAGAAAUGUAUUAAUUGUUGAAGUUUCGAGAUGACGAUAGAAACGCUUGAAAUGGUAGAAGAAGUAUACGAUGACAUGUACCUAUUGACAUACAGUACUAUCUUCCGAUUAAGGUUCCGGAGGAUUUUAGAGCGGCAUAACCAUCUUGUGAUCGACUAGCUAUUUUCGAGAUCUAAAUCUGUAAUUUGAUGUAUUUUAAAUUUUAGUUACAGCUAUUGUUUAUGUACUUGAUGUACUCCAAUAUAGAUUCUGGGGGAUUCGAGAGAACCAUCUUGUAAUAGAAUACCCAAUUUAAGUCUUAGUUAUAGUUAUCCUUUAUUUAUUUGAUGAACACUUGUGAAUAAACGAGUACCCUACCUAUCAAUCCUCAAAUGCUUUCA
Molecule: messenger RNA, 2416 nt
Organism: Marchantia polymorpha subsp. ruderalis
Lineage: Eukaryota; Viridiplantae; Streptophyta; Marchantiopsida; Marchantiales; Marchantiaceae
Source: the annotation of a GenBank genome assembly